This is a messenger RNA of Colletotrichum aenigma, 2151 nucleotides long. Its product is annotated as putative transcriptional regulatory protein. Gene Ontology annotation, biological process: positive regulation of transcription by RNA polymerase II; DNA-templated transcription. The transcript has 5 exons. Gene Ontology annotation, molecular function: zinc ion binding; DNA-binding transcription factor activity, RNA polymerase II-specific; sequence-specific DNA binding. NCBI's taxonomy places the organism in Eukaryota, Fungi, Ascomycota, Sordariomycetes, Glomerellales, Glomerellaceae. The record is from RefSeq and is a predicted model, not a curated record. The coding region runs from base 1 to 2151 and encodes 716 amino acids.
AUGUCGAGACUAGUCUCCUCAAAAAACGGCAAUAAGAGACCGCCUAUUUUCCCUGUGCUAAAGCGACUACUUUUCCUGUGGCUAUACUCUAAUUACUCCACCACCGUCGAUAUCGUCGUCGUCGUCGUCGCUUCUAUUGUUAUCGUCGUUAUAGUCGUCCUCGUCCUCGUCCUUGUCCUCCUCGUCGCUGUCGCUACUAUCGCUUUCGAUAUGAACCAAGCGAUUGACUACUCAAAGUGUGACCUGAGAGUCCCCCAAUGCUCGGCCUGCGAGAAACACAACGAGCAAUGCAACAUCACGGAGCGCGUUACUUAUUCCUAUGCUGCUGUGAAGAGUCUGCAAGAUAAGAUCAGGGAUUUACAGGCUACAAUCAAUAGCCUCACCCAAGAUGCGGAAACCCAGCCUGCCGAGGCCCCGGAUGUCAGUCGUUUUGGCGACGUGCGCAAAGAGGCAGAAGAGAUUGGCGUCUUGGCCAUUGGGAGACCAAAUAGCUACGCAGACAGGAUAUACAUGGGCAGUGCAACGGGUUCAACAUUUGCCCGCAUUUUCUUCAAACAAAUCAAUCUCGCACCACCCACGCCGAAUACCCAGCUCUCAUCCGCGUCUCUAGACCAGGACCUGUUCAGAAACAAUGCCGCACUCCCGCCUCAGCCGAUUGCGCGAUUCCUUUUUGCUGCGUACAUCCGUCGAGUUCACCUCUGGUGGCCAUUCAUCUCGCUUCCCUUUCUGAGAAGCACCAUCGGCCACUUAUACGAGGACCCAGCGAGAUGCAGCCUCUACCAAAGGUUCCUGAUCCUUAUGGUUCUUGCCCUGGCAUCUGCACACUCGGCUGGUAGCCCAGAAUACCGGCGCAUGCUAGACGUCAACAGCCCCGUUGACUAUUUUCAAACUGGUCUGCGCUUCUUUCUCAACUUCCACGAUCAUUCCCGGGACCUCCAAGGCCUGCAUUCGAUACUUCUGCUGAGUCUGUGGAUGAUGGAUUCGAAUGUGAGAAGUCACGGAGAUGACCUCUGGCAUCUCAGUCGCUACGCCAUGUCUGUUGCCAUUGAGAUGGGUCUUCAUCGUCGGUCAUCGUCCGCGGGCAGUUUGAGUACCGAAGACACGGAAAUUCGUAACCGUACGUGGUGGUGCAUAUACAGCCUGGAGAGGCAAGUCGCGGUCAUCACCGGUCGAGUCUUGUCUGUUCGCGAACACGCAAUCGACGCGCCAAAACCGAUGCUCAGCAGCUUGGAUAAUCUUUCGAGCUCAGAAGCACAGGCGGCACCUGUUGCUCACCGACUCAACGUCCAACUCUUCAACCAUCUAGUUCGACUACGCCGAAUCGGCGGCCGUGUGCUGGAGUCAGUCUAUAUCGCCAGAGGACCCGAUGGCCGGGCGUCCAAGACCACAUUUCAACAAAUUUGUGAUGAAAUCGAGAAGAUUCAACAAGAACUACAAAGCUGGAAGCGAGAUAUUGAAGGUCUGGACGUCAAGGGCACGCGGGAAUACUCGGAGAUGAAAGUCGAGUACGGCCUUCUUCUCUUGCUCAUGUAUCGGCCAUCGCCCACCUUCAUGAUUCCAUCACGGGAGAUGGUCGAAAUCUGCUCUCGAGCUGUAUCUGGGACCGUACGCCAAUGGUUGAAGCUAGAAACCCAGCAUGGCAUAGGUGCCGUUUGUCGGUGUUUCCGUCAUGUGCAUGGAGUUCUGAUGGUAGGACUGGCUGGGCUUUAUUGUGAUUGGCACACCAAGACUAUGGCUCGAGAUGCCGAUGCACACGUGCUCCACGCCCAUGGAAACGACGUGGCUGCAUGCAUCGAUCUUAUUGAACGCGGCAUUGCUUGGAUGAAAGAGGACUAUCUCCUCAAGUACCGCGAUCUUCUGCAAGCCACGAGACUCAAAGUAUACGGGCCCUUGGCCUGGGAACCGACGAGCCCUCAAACACGUUUUACGGACUUGAGGCCGCCGGCUGGUACUGCUGACACCCUCGGCAUAUUCGAACCGGACGACAUGCAAUCUCAGCUCUUUUUCCAAGGGGAGGGAUUGGAAACCUAUGUCAACCAGGUCACGGGGUAUUUCGACAGCAGCCAGGUCAACUUGGACGAGGGCCUGACGGCGUGGUAUGGUUCGUUCCUGGACGAAUUCCAACCAACCCAACCUGCCCAGCAGGAAUGA